Camellia sinensis is the source of this 2283-nucleotide messenger RNA. Lineage: Eukaryota; Viridiplantae; Streptophyta; Magnoliopsida; Ericales; Theaceae. The record is from RefSeq and is a predicted model, not a curated record.
CCAUAUGCCACUAUAUAUUAUACAUUGAAACCCUCCCUAAUUUUUUCACUCUUCUCUUGCCAAGAACGCCAACUCCAGCUCUCAGCAGCAGCGCCGUGACGACUCCGGCAUUGAAGGCUUGUGUCUAGUUAGAUUCCAUGGUUCAAACUGGCGGUAUUUAUUAAUGUUACAAGGACAACGAGAUGUUUCAAUGGAUUUAAUGCUACAAGGGCAAGGAGAUGUUUCAAUGGAACUUGUGGCUUGACUCUCUCCACUGCCGUGGUCAAUAUUGUCCAUCGUCCAAGAAUUUUCAGUACCAUGAAUGAAGUCAAAAUAUGUGGUGCUUCUAGUCUUUGUACACCCAUUUCUGAUGGAGAAUCUCACAUUCCGCAAUCUGUAUUAGUAAGCACAGACCAGAGGUGUUCAUCUUCAAGUGUUCAAUACACCCCAGAAAUUGAGAAGAAGUAUGUUCAUCGUGUUUAUGAUGCAAUUGCCCCCCAUUUCAGUUCCACACGGUAUGCUAAGUGGCCAAAAGUUGCUACUUUUUUGAAUUCUUUGCCUUCAGGGUCUCUUGUCUUGGAUGCAGGGUGUGGAAAUGGAAAGUACUUGGGAUUGAAUUCUGGCUGUUUUUUUAUAGGAUGUGAUAUAAGUGCUCCUCUUAUCAAUAUUUGUGCAGAUAGAGGUCAUGAAGUUGUGGUCGCUGAUGCUGUAAAUCUUCCUUACCGAAGUGGUUACGGUGAUGCUGCAAUUUCUAUUGCUGUGUUACAUCACCUAAGCACAGGGAGUAGAAGGAAGAAAGCAAUAGAUGAAUUAGUACGGGUUGUUAAAAAGGGUGGUCUUGUUCUGAUUACUGUUUGGGCUGUGGAACAAGAGGAUAGGUCAUUGGUUGACAAAUGGACUCCACUGACUGAAAAAUAUUUUGAGGAGUGGAUAGGAUCAAGUAGCCCCCAUGCACGCAGCUCUCCAUCUAUCACCCUGGAAAGCAUCCCAGAAGCUGAGGAAAAUAGUUUGGGGGAACAUGUAAAAGGUUUCAAGGACUUAACCUCUCAAAGCCAAGAUCCUUUGGUCACUUCUGAAAAUGGACAAAAUCUUGAAAACCAACAAGAAUUUUUUGUCCCUUGGCAUUUACCUUAUCACCGUGCUGAAGUCAGUGGGGCUUCUGCUUGCGCCCUUGCAAAUGGCUUGGCAAAGAAAGAUGAUAAAAAGGGUGCAGUAGUGUACAACAGAUAUUACCACGUGUUUAGUGAAGGCGAGCUUGAAAGUUAUCUGCACCAAAUGAGAGGGAAGAUCCAACUUUGAGAGCUUACAAAUGCAAACCUACUUUGAACAAUUGAGAAUCUAUGGAGCAUGAUCCAGUCUUGUAACUAGUAUCCAUUGAUCUACAAUGAAUGAUAAUAUAUACCUAAGGAGAGAAAUAUACAUAUUUGUAUAUGUAUCUAUAUGUACAUUUGAGUAGUGCUACACAUUUUUUUAAACUUUUUUUUUUUUUUAAACUAAGAUUUUUAUUCAUAGGCACAAUGUAGUGGUACAUAUGGGAUUUACUCAGUUGUGUUUGCGGGGUAACAAAUUUGGAGGAAAGAAAAUCUAUAUGUACUAUGAACUAAAAAUUUUCUUUCUUUUAUUAUUGCACAUCUUUCAUUUUUUCCCCAAUUAAACAUAUAUGUACAAUUUAUUUUUAAAAAAGGGUGCUUGGUGCAUUUGUGCCUAGAGGGCAUGUAUAUGCCAAAUUCUUGAUUAUGUUACCAAUUAAAAUUUAUCAAGGCUCUGUUUGAUUAGAAAGAAAUAAAUGAUGGAAAGUGAAAAUAGUAGAAAGUGAAAUGAAAAAAAAGAAGAGAAAAGCAAAACAAAAUUUAUUGUAUGAAUUUGAUUAGGAUGAAAAUUUUACAAGAAAAUAGGAAUUAUAAUCAUAAGUAACUACUUUUAUAACAAAUUUAGGGGUAGUUUGGGGUGUUCUAAAUAAGUGCACUUUUUGUUUUUUUGAACUAAAAAGUUGAGGAAAAAAAUAUGGAUAUUUGGGUUAGUUUUUUGACUUUUUAUGAAAAAACGUGUAUUAAAAAAUUGUAUAAAUAAGUGUGUAGGAGAAGAUAGUGUAGUACACCGUACGGAUUGGCAGUCAGUCGGCUGGGUGAAUACAUGGGAAAAAAUUGCCUCCUUUUUGGGCUUUGAUUGGACGGUGUUGUUCGGCCCGUAGGGGCCCACCACGGGUCCCGUUUUUCUAAUCAAAACUGUUUAAUAUGUAAAACUUGUCGAGUACUAUAUGCUUGUAAAAAUUCACGUUGAUUGGAUAUCGAUAACUAUCUGAUC